AUGGGGGGCGGCGGCGGCGGCGCGCUCAAUAAGCUGUUCCCAGGCUACAAGGACAAAAUUUGGAUGAAGGUUCCUGUCCAGGCAAGGGGAACUCUUGUGGAGGGUGCUGAUUUCUACAUGCCCACUCAGAACGAGCAGAAUCGCCUGGUGCGCCCGUUCGAGCCGUAUACGGAGGAAGAGCAACAAGCCCGCAAAGGAUAUCGCUAUCAGAGCUUGGGCUUUUACAUGGCCGUUGCCUUUGGCGCCUCGUUCGUGCACGACUGCUUCUAUCAGCGUCGGCCGGUCUGCUGGUGUCUUGAGAAGGAACCACCGAGGCCCCCGCACUAUCCUUUUUGGUUCAAGUCCAUCUUCCAUUCCCAUGAUAUCCCCUCAGUCAGGCGCGGCUACGAAGUGUAUCGCAAGGUCUGUUCGACGUGCCACUCCAUGGAGCAGCUGCACUUCCGCCACCUGGUGGGGGAAGUGCUGCCCGAGAAACGCGUGAAGCAGAUUGCAGCGGAAUACGACGUAGAAGAUGGGCCGAAUGACAGCGGGGAGAUGUAUACUCGUCCGGGUGUCCUAGGUGAUGCUUUUCCGAAGCCGUAUCCCAAUGAAGAAACCGCUCGUUUCGCGAAUAAUGGAGCUUACCCUCCGGACCUGUCGCUGAUCUCGGGAGCUCGCAUGCACGGCCCUGACUACAUUAUGGCCUUGCUGAACGGCUACCAUGAACCCCCCAUGGGAGUUGAACUUAGGCCAGGGCUCUACUGGAACGUCUGGUUCCCGGGCAACGCCAUUGCAAUGGCCCCUCCCCUGCAGGACGAGAUGAUUGAAUACGAAGAUGGCACUCCAUGCAACGUCUCUCAGAUGUCUAAGGAUGUGGUGAACUUCCUCACAUGGGCAACAGAGCCGACAUGUGAUGAACGAAAGUUGUUUGGCCUCAAGGCAGUCAGCGCGGCGCUCCUUGGCUGUGCCCUCAUGACCGUCUGGUGGCGCUUCUUCUGGGUGAUUUACGCUACCAGGCGUAUUGAUUUCGGCAAGCUUAAGUACCUCUAA
Molecule: messenger RNA, 1029 nt
Organism: Cyclospora cayetanensis
Lineage: Eukaryota; Apicomplexa; Conoidasida; Eucoccidiorida; Eimeriidae
Product: cytochrome c1-2, heme protein, mitochondrial
Exons: 6
Coding region: 1-1029 (342 amino acids)
Biological process (GO): mitochondrial electron transport, ubiquinol to cytochrome c
Molecular function (GO): heme binding; electron transfer activity
Source: RefSeq, a predicted model, not a curated record